AUGCCUGCUUGGCCUAUCCACAGCCGUCGUCCUCCUGACGAUGACAUCGAGAGGCACUGCGGUGCGAUGAGAGACUGGCUCGCUCCAUCUUUCAGCCCGCAACAGUUGUUCCAAGCCCCCGCGAGCCCCGUCAACCCAAAGCCAUCGCAGCAGCGCUCGGCCUCUUCCCAUCUCGCUCCCUCCGAGCUCAAGGCUUCUGCCACAUCGUGCAAGGUGGAGCCAACGUCCGAUCGUCAUGGCCUUCUUGCGCAAGCCCCGCCCUUUCCAGGCCUCGAAAAACCCCGAGGCCACACUUCGGAUCAGCAAGCGUUUCUUGCUGCAGAAGACACUACACCGGAGAUGGACGAAACAUUUUUCAAACACGCCAAUUCCGAGAGUUCUCGAGGGCAGCCAAUUGUCAAGUCUCCUGCAGCCGCAAGAGCUUCCAUCCAUCAGGGACCACAGCGCAGCAUCUCCACAUGGGACGUGAGUGACAUCGAGGUUGAGACGGGGGAAAAGGCCGGUUCAAUCACCGUUGACCCCCAUGGUGUUGCUUCUCUGCGCGACGCCGGCCUGGAAUUCGAGGCCACUGGCUCUCCCCUCUCUGCAAGAGCUGAAGAAGACGAACUCAUCGGAGGCUGGUUCAAGGGUCUGGUAACGCCCCCGGCUGCCGCAUAUCGGCCCUUUAAAGUGAGUCUGUUGGCUUCAUGUCAACAUGAGCUGGAUUCAUGCACGGGCAAGUUUCUUCCCGCCAUAGAAUAUCCAGAGACACUUCAAAGCGCCAUCCAGGGCCCAUAUCGAGACCACAAGGACAUAGGCUGGCGACAGAUGAACAUGACUUCUGGACUACAGAUAGUCCGAGAGCUGACGAGCCGGCAAAGGCUGGCCGAGCACCUGUUGGCUUCACGCCAGCAAACUGAGGAGGCCAUGGCAGCUGUGGCAGCUCCGUAUCCUGAAGAAGACGCAUGGCCGAAUGCGCACUGCAUUCUACGCCCGGCCCGGCAAGAGGACUUUUCGCAAAUCGCCAACAUCAUCAACCUGGAGGGGUCGACAGCGGCCUUCCCGCAGAUAUUCGACUCAAAGGUCAUCGACUCGACCGACGUCGAUUGGAUUUCUAAGCGCUGCCAGCAGACCAUAAGGCCCUUCAUCGUUGCUGUCCCCAUGGAGGAGGACAUGAUGGACCGGUCCAAGUGGCCUCCAAACUCGGACCGAGCGUACCGAGAGUACAUCGAGUUCAAGAAGACUCGGCCAAGCCCUCCACCGCCUAUUGUUGGGUUCGCGUUGGUAACCGAGGUUCGUCUUGGCUUCCCACAGCUUCGAUGCCCUGGGUCCCGAUACAGUGCUCAGGUGCGGGUGCUUGUCCAUCCCGAAUACCGGCAAAAGUCGUAUGGCACUGCGCUGCUAGACAGGAUCCUGCUUUCCCUGUCACCCCGUCAUCGCAGCAUCAUUGACUAUGAGUGGAAGUGCGCCAACCCGGCGCGCAUAUACGAGCAUCCCGUGGACCGAAACGGCCGGCAGUAUGCUCGACUUUACGUCGAGGUGUUUUGCGCGAGCAAGGUGCAGACAGAGUACAAGUGGCGCGCGGAAAUGCUGAGCAAGUUUAACUUUCAAGAGGUCGCCCACCUGCGGGACGCGAUCAAGACGGAUCAGGGCCACCAGUCCAAAUGGCUCGACCUCGUGCUCUGGGAGUUUGCGGCCCAGGAGACGUCGGCGAUCAGAGAGGGGACUCGUUGA
Molecule: messenger RNA, 1713 nt
Organism: Hirsutella rhossiliensis
Lineage: Eukaryota; Fungi; Ascomycota; Sordariomycetes; Hypocreales; Ophiocordycipitaceae
Product: Acyl-CoA N-acyltransferase
Exons: 1
Coding region: 1-1713 (570 amino acids)
Molecular function (GO): acyltransferase activity, transferring groups other than amino-acyl groups
Source: RefSeq, a predicted model, not a curated record